GUAAACCAUUGUCGAGUAAAGAGAUUUACGGACUAAGAACAAUGUCUCUAAGAAGUAGUAAAAAAUUGAAAAAAAUUCAACAUUUGGAGAAUCUUAUCACAGAGUUGAUAAACACAGAGGAAAAUUAUAUAAAAGAUCUAUCGAAUGUGGUUGAGUGCUAUUUGCAAGAGUUUCGCACUCCAAAUCCCAGAAUAUGCAUUCCAGGCGAUUUGCGGGGAUGUAAAGCACAAAUAGUUUUUGCAAAUAUUGAGGAUAUCUAUUAUUGGCAUAAAGAAUCUUUCUAUGGGGCACUUGAAAAACAUCGUCAAUCUCCAAAAGAUUUGGCCAAGGUUUUCCUCAAAAGUGAGUCACAGUUCCACAUAUAUGCUAAGUAUUCCGGCAAUAAGGCCAAGUCGCAUUAUAUUGUCACUGAAUAUGCGAGUUAUUUUGAUGCUGUUCGCAAACAUUUUAAUCAGAAAUUGGAUUUAAACAAUAUUCUUUGUACUCCAAUUCAAAGAUUGCCCCGGUAUAAACUAAUUCUAGAGAACAUUGGUGAGCUACUUAAGGAAUUGGAAGGAGAUUGGCAGCCGAUUUGUGAGGCUAAAGGCAUGAUAGAGAGAGUUUUGGCAACUGUCAAUGAUUUUACCGCCAUACAGAGCAUUAAUAACUUUCAUGGCGACAUUUCCGAUCAGGGAAAACUCGUAUAUCACAACUUUCUGACAUGCAAAUACAAAGAGAAAAAGACGCGCUACUAUGUUUUUCUCUUUACGCGAAUUAUUAUAUUCACCAAAAAGAUUGAUCCAAAGAGAAAAUACAGUAGUGCCACCUACAAUUAUAAACUGGAAAUGCCGAUGAACAAAGUCAGCGUCAAGGAGUUGCAUAACAAACGCUUCUCGAUGAUCUAUGCAGAGCCCAAUGUCGAAGAAUUGAUUCUGAUAUGUUUUGGAGAGGAUGAGACAAUUCACAAUCUAUGGCUGCAGAAGAUACACGAACAAAUAAGAAUGCAAAGGGAGUUGAUAGCGGAUUUGGUAAAUCCAUCAACGGAGAGCGAAAGAGAGGUGGUAUAGGUGGAAGAACAUAUUGUUUUUGAAGUAUUCUUGUUAUUGUUUUAGUUAUUAGUUCAGCAACCUUUAUUUCUGGUGUAAGUCGUUGAAUAAUAAACUCUUUGUAAAAAUUAAAA
This is a messenger RNA of Stomoxys calcitrans (stable fly), 1159 nucleotides long. Its product is annotated as rho guanine nucleotide exchange factor 25-like. The transcript is spliced from 6 exons. Bases 42 to 1046 code for a protein of 334 amino acids. Gene Ontology annotation, molecular function: guanyl-nucleotide exchange factor activity. Gene Ontology annotation, biological process: axon guidance. Gene Ontology annotation, cellular component: cytoplasm. Lineage: Eukaryota; Metazoa; Arthropoda; Insecta; Diptera; Muscidae. The record is from RefSeq and is a predicted model, not a curated record.